Molecule: messenger RNA, 1089 nt
Organism: Fraxinus pennsylvanica
Lineage: Eukaryota; Viridiplantae; Streptophyta; Magnoliopsida; Lamiales; Oleaceae
Source: the annotation of a GenBank genome assembly
AUGAAGAUUAAAUUUCAUGUCGGAAUCAAGAAGCUAUUUGCAUGCAACGCUAGUCGAGAGGACAAUCAUAGGCAAGCAGACAUGGACUUCCAAGAAGAGUACGUUAAUGCAUUUCGGACCGAGUCGUACACUGAUUUUUGGACACGUGUACUUGCGUUGGAGGAAGGAACACAUAAUACAUCUCCGAGUGUAGGGUCCACUUCAGCUGCACGGCUUCAUUCGUAUCGAAUCUUCGCGGAGCAUCUUUUGGAUCCAGAUCAAUCAACAGUGUCUAUGGUCUUAGAUUUGACCCGAAAUGAUCAACCCGAGAAGUUUUCCCUCUUGUCAAACUAUUUUUCGACUACUGCCGAUGCUUUCCAUUUAUGUGGACAUCUGCUUAAAGAUAUUGACCAUACCCGUUCAAGAUACAAAUAUGUUAAAGAUCCAUUUAGCCCUUCCCAAAGUGGGCUGACUGGCCCAUGUCCACAACUAAACCACUUACCCAUGAUAUUGGCCCGAUUAACCAAAUUCUCUAAAUCCAACCCAUUUACCCCAACGGCUCCAUCCGUCAGCCACUUUCGAGCUGUGCAAGCGAAUUGCUCGAACUUGCUCAAGCAACUUGAGUCGAGCCGUGACAAGAUACGUACAAAGCUCCGAAUAAUCGGCAAAAUAAAGUUUGGCUCAGCUGUUUUUCUAGUGGCUAUUACGGCUUCCCUGGCAAUAAUUAUUGCAACUCAUGCUUUUGUAAUGCUAGUGGCUGCACCCGGCAUCAUGGUUACUUCCCUCGAGCUAGUUUCUGAGAAAAAGCUGGUUAAGGAGUUGGCUCAGCUCGAUGCAGCUGCUAAAGGGACAUAUAUAUUGAUAAGGGAUUUGGACACAAUUAGUAGACUAGUGGCUCGGCUAAACGAUGAGAUGGAACACGUGCAUGAUGUAGUCGAGCUUUGGCUACAAAGAGGAGAUGAUCAGCUCCAAGCCAAUGGUAAAGUGGCUAGCCAGUUGAAAAGGAAUGAUCAAAGCUUCAUUGAACAUCUAGAUGAGCUAGAGGAGCAUUUGUACUUGUGUUUCAUGACCAUAAAUAGAGCAAGAAAUCUAGUCGUAAAAGAACUCUAA